Messenger RNA from Andrographis paniculata, 1144 nucleotides. RefSeq names its product ras-related protein RABE1c-like. Gene Ontology annotation, biological process: protein secretion; regulation of exocytosis. The transcript is spliced from 9 exons. Bases 208 to 855 code for a protein of 215 amino acids. The record is from RefSeq and is a predicted model, not a curated record. NCBI's taxonomy places the organism in Eukaryota, Viridiplantae, Streptophyta, Magnoliopsida, Lamiales, Acanthaceae. Gene Ontology annotation, molecular function: GTP binding; GTPase activity. Gene Ontology annotation, cellular component: plasma membrane.
UAUUUAUUCAUUUCUUUCGCAGGAAAAGAAUAAAAAAUAAAUUCAAUUACAGGAUUCAACGAUCGGGCCCGACGCCAGACCACUGCUGCUGCAGCUGCUGCUUCUCUCCGCCGUCCCGUCGGUUCAUUUGUUGGAUCCAUUUGAUCGUGCUUCCUGCCUUCGAUCUGGGCUUGUUUUGAGGAAAAUUGUGAACCGAGAGCAAAUCUGAUGGCCGCUCCACCCGCCAGAGCUCGAGCCGAUUAUGAUUAUCUCAUUAAGCUGCUUUUGAUUGGCGACAGCGGUGUGGGUAAGAGUUGCCUUCUUUUACGUUUCUCUGAUGGUUCGUUCACCACCAGUUUCAUUACUACCAUUGGGAUUGAUUUCAAGAUAAGAACUAUCGAGCUUGAUGGGAAAAGAAUCAAACUGCAGAUAUGGGAUACUGCUGGGCAAGAGAGAUUUAGAACAAUUACAACUGCUUACUACCGUGGAGCGAUGGGUAUAUUGCUGGUGUAUGAUGUCACUGACGAGUCGUCUUUCAACAACAUUAGGAACUGGAUCAGAAACAUCGAACAGCAUGCCUCAGACAACGUAAACAAGAUAUUGGUGGGUAACAAAGCUGACAUGGACGAAAGCAAACGGGCUGUCCCUACCUCCAAAGGUCAGGCGCUCGCCGAUGAAUAUGGAAUCAAAUUUUUUGAGACAAGUGCCAAAACGAACAUGAAUGUGGAGGAAGUUUUCUUCUCCAUUGCGCGCGACAUCAAACAGAGACUUGCUGAAAGUGACUCCAAGACUGAGCCCCAGGCCAUAAGAAUUAACCAGGCAGAUCAGGCAGGCGGCGCUGCACAAGCUGCUCAAAAAUCGGCAUGCUGUGGUUAAACAACGAGAUAGGAUGGCAAGGUGCAAAAUCUCAUCCCUUAAAUUGAUCAUUUUGAUAGGGGAUGAUGAGUCUUUGCUGUGACAAUUUGUAUUUCAAUCAUUCCAAUUAGUAUAUUAUUAUUAUUAUUAUUAUUAUUAUUAUUAGAAGAACUUAAGAAGUCGUAUUUUUAUGGGCAAGGAAUUAAUUUUAUAAAUAUUAAUAUAUAUGUGUGAAGUGUAGGACUUGCGUCUCCAACUGCUGCUUUUAUUUGUUUCUUUAGUUGUGUAAGAAAAAUCGAAGUUGGGAAUU